Messenger RNA from Belonocnema kinseyi, 4224 nucleotides. Its product is annotated as latrophilin Cirl-like. Bases 47 to 3988 code for a protein of 1313 amino acids. Gene Ontology annotation, molecular function: carbohydrate binding; G protein-coupled receptor activity. NCBI's taxonomy places the organism in Eukaryota, Metazoa, Arthropoda, Insecta, Hymenoptera, Cynipidae. The record is from RefSeq and is a predicted model, not a curated record. The transcript is spliced from 18 exons. Gene Ontology annotation, cellular component: membrane. Gene Ontology annotation, biological process: adenylate cyclase-activating G protein-coupled receptor signaling pathway; cell surface receptor signaling pathway.
CGACAUCGAAAAACAUACACGCGUAGUUGGAGCUCGGAGCCUUGUCAUGGAGUGCCGAAAGGGUCGACGGAAAGGCAUUCUGAGUGGUUUGCUUUUCGCAUGGCUGUUGACCAGCGGUUGCACCGUCGCCGCACGAAGCAUGGGUAAGCCAUCCGAGUCUCUUUAUGGUCGAGCGAGUCUGGGAAAUGCAGGACACCGGGACAAGGUGGCUAACAAGAGGUACGACACGGCUUACGCUUGCGAGGGCAAAACGCUCCGAAUAGAAUGCCAAGAGGGGGAGCUGAUACACCUCAUUAGGGCGAACUAUGGAAGGUUUUCCAUAACGAUAUGCAACGAACACGGGAACACCGACUGGAGUGUCAAUUGCAUGUCGCCCAAGUCUUUCCGGGUUCUCUACAACAAGUGCAAUCAACAGCAGAACUGCAGCAUCGUGGCGGCAACUUCGCAGUUUGGAGACCCGUGUAUUAACACCCUCAAAUACCUCGAAGCACAUUAUCAGUGCGUCUCUGCUUCUACAACGACGACGACAUCACGUCCUAGUCCUCCCUGGCUGACAACGUCCCAGCCCAGUGCCUGGAGUACAGUUAAGCCGACAGUCAGACCACCCUCGAGGAUUACAACACCAGCUGCUCAGCAGCCACCCCAACCAUCACUACCAUCCACUACCCCUUCGAUAACGACUCUACCGAGUCCUACGUCGACGAAGCUCGGUAGUGAAGUUGAAAAUGUCGACGAAAAUCCGGAAAUGAUUCCUCCAGUCAGCGGACAUGGUUCUGUCAAGGUGCCUGUCGAGCCGGAAACAACACAAGCAACGACAACGUCGGUAUUCGUGCCGAUGAAAACUAGUCAUAAAACCACCGCACCCAGUACACAAUAUCCAGAAUCCAGUUCGAACGGACAGUGGUAUGAUUAUGGUAGACAAUUAUGUACGCCGCGAGAGGCUAGAAAUUUGAAUUGGAAUACCACGCGCGCUGGCGACAUGGCCGUGCAAAAUUGUCCGGGUGGUGCCAAUGGGUAUGCACGCUGGAAUUGCGUUGUCAGAGGAGACUCUGCCACCUGGGAUCGGGACACUCCCGACCUGAGUGAGUGUCGUUCCGUGUGGUUAACAUCCUUGGAGAACCGAGUCCAAGAUGGUGACGUUAUUCUUGGCAUUAGCCGUGACCUCUCCCAGGUGACAAACAAUAGUCAGAUGCUUUAUGGCGGCGACAUGAAAAUCACAACCAAAAUCAUCAAAAACAUGGCGAUGAAGAUGGCCCAGGACAUCAGUACGUAUCAGGAUCCAAGUCAGAAGGAGGCCAGCGUCAUAGAAUUACUCCAGGGUGUCAUCAGAACUGGUAGCAAUCUUCUAGACGAGGCACAAUUGGCCUCUUGGAAGGAUCUUAGCGAAAGUGAUCAGAUGGUCGUUGCUACCUCGUUGUUCAUUGGUUUGGAAGAAAAUGCGUUUCUCCUCGCGGAAACUCUCACUCACGAGAAGAAAAUCAUUCAGGAGGGCAGAAAUAUACUAAUGGAGGUUCGUGUUCUGGAAACGCGUAAUAUCAAUAACAACGUGGAAGUCUUUCCCUCAAAAUCCACUCAGCAGAAAUGGAACGCCACCAUUGAACUGCCAAGGCGAGCGCUCCUGGAGAACAGCGAGGGCGGAAUUGUUCGACUCGUUUUCAUGGCUUUCGAUCGACUCGAAGAAAUUUUACAAACUGUCGAGAAAAUACCCACAGUCGUCAUGAGCGAUGAUAUACUGGCACAGCCAAAGGAAAAUAGAACGAGAAUUCUUAACAGUAAAGUGAUAUCGGCUUCACUCGGCAAAGGGCGACAUAUUGAAAUCAACCAACCGGUCAAGAUCUAUUUCAAACAUUUGAAAGUUUCUGACAAUGUCACGAAUCCCACAUGUGUCUUCUGGGAUUAUAUCUUCAAUGCCUGGUCGAAUGAAGGGUGUGGUGUGCUUGAUACCAACAAGACGCAUACUGUUUGCUCGUGUAAUCACCUUACAAAUUUUGCGAUCCUUAUGGACGUGCAUGCCGUCCCACUGACAGACGGACAGGAUCGUGCUCUGCAAAUCAUGACAUACAUCGGUUGCACCAUCUCCGUGGUGUGCCUUUUCCUCGCAAUUCUUACAUUUCAGCUCUUUCGUGGCCUGAAGUCUGACAGAACAACAAUUCACAAGAAUCUGUGCGUCUGUUUGCUCAUUGCCGAGGUCCUUUUUGUCUGUGGAAUUGGACAGACGGAUCAGAGAGUCCUUUGCGGUAUUGUUGCAGGACUUCUUCAUUUCUUUUUCCUUUGCGCCUUCGCCUGGAUGUUCCUCGAAGGCUUUCAGCUAUACGUAAUGCUUAUCGAAGUUUUCGAGGCUGAAAAAUCGAGACUUCGAUGGUACUAUCUCGUAGCUUAUGGCUUGCCAUUGCUUAUAGUCUCCAUCUCCUGCAUAAUCGAUCCUCUUAGCUACGGAACUGAUCGUCACUGUUGGCUCAGGACAGACAACUACUUCAUCUUCAGCUUCGUGGGGCCUGUGAUACUUGUCAUUCUGGCAAAUUUGGUAUUCCUCUCGAUGGCGAUCUACAUGAUGUGUCGGCACGCGAACACCACCGUUUCCAUGAAGAGCAAGGAGCAUUCUCGACUCGCCAGUGCAAGUGGAAAGGAGGAAAAUGCUCUUCCCAACAAAUUGCAAGCGCACUUGGCCUGGUUGCGCGGAGCAGUCGUGUUGGUGUUCCUCCUAGGACUCACCUGGACAUUCGGACUCCUUUAUCUCAAUCAAAGUACCAUAGUGAUGGCUUACAUCUUCACUAUUCUCAAUAGCCUUCAAGGACUGUUUAUCUUCGUAUUUCACUGUGUACAAAAUGAAAAGGUGAAAAAAGAGUACCGCAAGUUCAUCAGAAGACAUUCCUGGCUACCAAAGUGCUUGAGGUGUUCGAAAACGGUGACCGGAAACUCGGGUUCUUCGGGCACCAGUGGAGUUGGAGCAGGAGCCAAUGGUGGGAAGGACUUUGGUUCUCACAAUACGUCCUCCAAUCCCUCGGCACCGACGACGGAUAGUUCCGGACUGUCGCCGCAUGCAGCUUCCAAUUAUUUGGUGUCCGGACGAGGUUGGCCAACUACCGAUAGGCAAGCAGCAGUUGCUGUGCCACAUGAAACUUCCACGUCAGAGAAUCAUAUCGUGGCCACGCUGCCCCACGCCCGUCACGCCUUCUUCCCUUCAGCUCCUAAUAUCCCCAAAUCUGCCACUGCCACCUGGGGACCCCUUAACAAAAACCUCAUGUGGAAGAACAUUUCUUUUAAAUCCUACUCUCGUGACUCUGGACACGGAGGGUCGGAACAAGAAGAGUCGCCCCGGACUCAUGGCUCAAUGACCUUGCAGGGCUACUCGGGAAGAACGCGCGAACGGCGAGUAGGCGGUGAUGAGAUUGGCACCAGGACGACUGGACGAAGAGCAGCCUCUCCCUACAACCACACCUACACCGAGAUCCGAGACGGACGAGGCGGCCAUCACCAGAUUGGACAUCAUCAUGGUCAACAUCUGCACUUAACGAGGGGACUCGUGGGAGAGGAUGAUCCGGUCUACGAGGAAAUUGAGCGUGGAGGCGAAAUCCAAGUCUCCGACAUGUCUGACGAAGAUGGCAGACGACAAAGCGACAUGAGCAGACAAUCGUCGCGAAGCUAUGGGGAUCAUAGACCUCUGAUCCCCUAUUCUCCAGCGAAUGACCGGAAUUUAAAUCAUUACGGGCAGACUGGAGAGCGCAGUGUCGCUCAUUAUGAUCCUUCGGAAUACAGUCCAGCUCAAGAGAGAACUUUAAAUGCCUGCUGGGAAAAACUUAGACGACAGCAACCUAGGUACGAGUUGGGUGAACUACCUCGACUGCCUGGCACUUAUGGAAUUUCCCCCCAAGAUCACACGAGGACUGUUGCCGUCCUCGAUGGCCACACCGUCGUUUGUCACCUUCAACCUCAAACUGACUUGUACACAGGACGAGGUAUCCCGCCGCCGUCCUACAGCGAGUGUUAGGAAAGUCUACGUUAUAUUCUCUUAUGAAGAAGUUUCUGUUGUUCUCGUGAGUUCACGAAUCCGAGAUUCCUCGAGCGAGCCGCUUCGGGAGAAUCUCGAGCAAAGACCCCUCGGUGCAGAGCUGAAAUGUGAUCGUCAGUUUCGCUUCGACUUGGAAAGUCUUAACACAAGCCCUGGGAAAAAUUCUUCAAGGCUCUCUUGAACCGGGAGGCUUCUGUAAAAAAAAAAAAAAUAAU